This is a messenger RNA of Lolium perenne, 1838 nucleotides long. Its product is annotated as calcium-dependent protein kinase 12. NCBI's taxonomy places the organism in Eukaryota, Viridiplantae, Streptophyta, Magnoliopsida, Poales, Poaceae. Gene Ontology annotation, molecular function: ATP binding; calcium ion binding; protein kinase activity. The record is from RefSeq and is a predicted model, not a curated record. Gene Ontology annotation, biological process: protein phosphorylation.
AAAACCCCGCGAGCUUCAGAACCUCCAUCUUCGUUCCCCUCAAAGAAAGGCGAGGCGAUCGAAGAAGGAAGUUAACAAUGGGGAACUGCUUCACCAAGUCGUACGAGAUACCCAUCACGUCGGGGACGAUCGAGCGGCCGCCGACUUUCACUCAACAGCCGACAACGGCAACCGCCAAUCACGGUAAGCCGCCAAGGCCGCCGCCGUCGACAUCGCGGCCGCCGACAUUCCCGAAGCCGUCGUCCGGCCGUCCGCCGCUGCCGAGCCUCCUGCCGGGGUCCAUGUCCCGGAGGCCGUCCCGCGCGGCGAUCGGCCCCGUGCUGCAGCGGCCCAUGGCGGACGUGCGGUCGCAGUACAACCUGGAGCGGAAGCUGGGCAGCGGGCAGUUCGGGACGACGUACCUGUGCACGGAGCGCGCCACGGGGCUCAAGUUCGCCUGCAAGUCGGUGUCCAAGCGCAAGCUGGUGCGGCGCGCCGACGUGGAGGACAUGCGCCGGGAGGUCACCAUCCUGCAGCACCUCAGCGGCCAGCCCAACAUCGCCGAGUUCAGGGGCGCCUUCGAGGACACCGACAGCGUGCACCUCGUCAUGGAGUUCUGCUCCGGCGGGGAGCUCUUCGACCGCAUCACCGCCAAGGGGAACUACUCCGAGCGACAGGCGGCCGCCGUGUGCCGCGACGUGCUCACCGUCGUCCACGUCUGCCACUUCAUGGGGGUCAUGCACCGGGACCUCAAGCCGGAGAACUUCCUGCUCGCCAGCCCCGCCGACGACGCGCCGCUCAAGGCCAUCGACUUCGGCCUCUCCGUCUUCAUCGAAGAAGGAAAGGUGUACAAGGACAUUGUAGGAAGUGCAUACUAUGUGGCACCAGAAGUUUUACAUAGAAAUUAUGGGAAAGAGAUCGACGUCUGGAGCGCUGGAGUGAUCUUGUAUAUUCUCUUAUGUGGGUCGCCGCCUUUCUGGGGAGAAACGGAGAAGGGCAUAUUUGAUGCUAUACUGGUGGGCCAACUUGAUUUCAGCAGCAGCCCGUGGCCGACGAUAUCUGAAAGCGCGAAAGAUCUUAUCAGGCAAAUGCUAAACAGAGAUCCCCAGAAGCGUAUUACUGCAGUACAGGCCCUAGAACAUCCAUGGCUAAAGGGUGGUGCAUCUGACAGACCUAUCGAUAGCGCAGUCCUAUUAAGGAUGAAGCAAUUCAAGGCGAUGAACAAGCUAAAACAACUAGCGCUCAAGGUAAUUGCAGAGAACCUAUCACCAGAGGAAAUCAAGGGACUAAAACAGAUGUUCAAUAACAUGGAUACAGACAAGAGUGGGACAAUCACAGUUGAAGAACUGAAGAUUGGUUUGACAAAGUUAGGAUCAAAGAUUAGUGAAGCAGAGGUUCAGAAGCUUAUGGAAGCAGUGGAUGUAGACAAGAGUGGCAGCAUAGAUUACACGGAAUUCCUCACUGCUAUGAUGAAUAAACAUAAGCUGGAAAAGGAGGAGGAUUUGCUCCUUGCAUUUCAACACUUUGACAAAGACAACAGCGGGUACAUAUCAAGAGAAGAACUUGAACAAGCCAUGACAGAGUAUGGAAUGGGUGAUGAAGCAAAUAUUAAAGAAGUACUGGAUGAAGUUGACAAAGAUAAGGACGGGAAUAUCGACUAUGAAGAGUUUGUGGAAAUGAUGAGGAAAGGAAUAUAUACCUGAGGAAACUAGGGCCUCUUGAUGAAUGGAGUUGUAUAGAGAUAUUUUAAUGUAUACCACAAAGAAGCAAACUGUAAAUUACAACUCAGGAGCAAGUUGCUUUGCUAAUGUGUAUGUAUAAUUUUAUAUAGACAAGCAAUGCUGCCAUAUUUCAGAACA